This is a messenger RNA of Hordeum vulgare subsp. vulgare (domesticated barley), 1907 nucleotides long. Its product is annotated as patellin-4. The transcript is spliced from 2 exons. The coding region runs from base 100 to 1725 and encodes 541 amino acids. Lineage: Eukaryota; Viridiplantae; Streptophyta; Magnoliopsida; Poales; Poaceae. Gene Ontology annotation, molecular function: lipid binding. The record is from RefSeq and is a predicted model, not a curated record.
UGCCACCAGCCCACCUUCUCUUCUGACACCGCACGGGAAUCUCCGGCCAUCUUUGCUUAUUUGCGAGGUUCCUUGUUGAGUGAGUGAGUGAUCGGCGGCAUGGGCGUGGAGGUCGUCUCCGGCGGGGCUGUCGAGGCGGUGGCGGCGGCGCCGGCUAAGGUCGAGGUGGAGGCGGGCGCGGCUGCUGUGGUGGCCAAGAACAUGUCGUUCAGGGAGGAGAGCAAUCGCCUGGGCGAUCUCAAGGACCACGAGAGGAAGGCGCUCGCUGAGCUCCGCGCCAUGGUCGAGGAGGCCGUGGUGGACGGCAAGCUGUUUGACUUGGAGGACGGGAGUGGCAAGGUGAAGGUGAAGGUGGAGGCCAAGAAGAAGGAGGGGAAGAAGAAGAAGAAGGCCGUGGAGAAGAAGCCGGUGGCUGCGGCUGAGGAGAAGGAGGAGGAGGCGGUCGCUGAGGAGAAGAAGGAAGAGGCGGAGGAGGCUAAGAAGGAGGAUGUGUCCGCGCCGGCCGUGGAGAAGAAAGAGGAGGAAGCCAAGGAGGAGGAGGCCGUGGUGGAAGAGGAGAAGAAGGAGGAGGCCGUGGCGGAAGAGGAGAAGAAGGAGGAGACCGCCGCCGCGGAAGAGGAGGGCGAGAAGGCGGUGGCCGUGGUCGUCGACAAGGACGUGGCGCUGUGGGGCGUGCCGCUGCUGCCGAGCAAGGGCGACGAGGCGACGGACGUGGUGCUCCUCAAGUUCCUCCGCGCGCGGGACUUCAAGGCGGGGGCCGCCUUCGAGAUGCUCCGCCGCACGCUCCGGUGGCGCCGGGAGUGGAAGAGCCUGGCGGCCACCGCCGCCGACGGCGACGACGAGGACGACGCUCUCCCGGAGGGCGCGUGCUACCUGGACGGCGCGGACCGCGAGGGCCACCCGGUGUGCUACAACGCGCUGGGCGUGUUCGCAGACGAGGCCGUGUACAAGAGCGCGCUGGGCACCGACGGCGGCAAGAAGCCGGCCCGGUUCCUCCGGUGGCGGGUGCGCGCCAUGGAGCGCCACGUCGCCGAGCUCGACUUCACCCCCGGCGGCGUCGCUUCGCUGCUGCAGGUGACGGACCUCCGCGGCUCCCCCGGCCCCGCCAAGAAGGACCUCCGCGUCGCCAUGAAGCAGGUGCUCGACCUCUUCCAGGACAAUUACCCGGAGCUCGUCGCCCGGAACAUCCUGAUCAACGUGCCGUUCUCCUACUACGCCUUCAGCGCCGUCUUCUUCCCGUUCCUGACGCAGAGGACCAAGAGCAAGCUGGUGGUGGCGCGGCCCUCCAAGGUCACCGAGACGCUGCUCAAGUACAUCCCGAUCGAGGCCAUCCCGGUGAAGUACGGCGGGCUGAAGCGCGACGGCGAGGACGCCGAGUUCUCCGGCGAGCACGACGCCGAGAUCGCCGAGGUGGUCGUGAAGGCGGGCGCCACCGAGGCCAUCGAGAUCGAGGCGGCCGAGGGCGACACCACGCUGACCUGGGACCUGACGGUGCUGGGGUGGGAGGUGAGGUACACGGAGGAGUUCGUGCCGGCCGACGAGGGCGCGUACACCAUCGUGGUGAGCAAGGGCAGGAAGGUGGGCGCCGGGGAGGAGGCGGUGCGCAACUCGUUCCGCGCGGCGGAGGCCGGCAAGGUGGUGAUCACGGUGGAGAACGCGACCCGCGGGAGGAAGCGGGUGCUCUUCCGGCACAAGGCCAAGAGCGCCCUCGCCAAGAAGUGCUGAAGAUUUGGGGGCAGAUUCUUUGGAAGCUGAGAUCUUUGUGUGUGUGUGGAUUCUACAUUCAUUCCAUUCUUUUGUGCAAGAGAGCAGUCACUAGUGGUACAUCGUGUCGUGUUUGGCGGGCACCAUUGUUUUGCCGUGGAAUUAUUAUUAUUUAUGUGAGAAAUAUAAGGCGAUUUUUUUUA